This is a messenger RNA of Ostrea edulis (European flat oyster), 2362 nucleotides long. RefSeq lists its product as uncharacterized. Gene Ontology annotation, molecular function: zinc ion binding. The transcript is spliced from 2 exons. NCBI's taxonomy places the organism in Eukaryota, Metazoa, Mollusca, Bivalvia, Ostreida, Ostreidae. The record is from RefSeq and is a predicted model, not a curated record. Bases 913 to 1977 code for a protein of 354 amino acids.
GUUUCACUAUCGUGGCACAUCAAAGAAAAAUAGGGGGAAGGGUUACACCUUAGAUUGAUUGAUUGAUUGAAUAUUGUUUAACGUCCCUCUCGAGAAUCUUUCACUCAUAUGGAAAUGUCACCAUUGCCGGUGAAGGGCUCUUAAUCAAAGACCCUGCUCUGCGGCGCUUACGGCCUUUGAGCAGGGAGGGGUCUUUAUCGUGCCACACCUUCUGUGACACGAGACCUCGGUUUUCGCGGUCUCAUCCGAAGGACCGCACCAUUUAGUCGCCUCAUACGACAAGCAAGGGGUACUGUGGACCUAUUCUAACCCGGAUCCCCAUGGACUUACACCUUAGAUGAUUGAUUGGUUGGUUAUAGCGUAGAUCGUACGCUACGUCAUAAAUCGUGUGGUGUGUAAUCACGUGAUACGCGAAAGUGAAAGUGUAGUACAAACAAUGGCAGUGUCCGACAAAAUCUAUUCUAUAAAGUUAGAGGAAACUGAUGUUCCUGGAGCGAAGUUUCGUUGUUCUGAUGUGUCAGAACAUUCAGUCGUUGAACUGAAGCGAUGGUUAGAAUGCAGGGGAAUGUUACAAGCGGGUACAAAACUCGAAUUAGUCAAAAGGUGCCUAGAAUGCAUAGAGUCCAAGAACACAGACAUCAUAAUUUCUGUGGAUGGGGGAAUCUGGUACGAGGAGAAAGUACGAGAGGUGUUAUCCACUGCCCGCAGUAAAUCAUCAGCUGAUAUGAUACCUCUUUUACCUACAAGUGGUUGGCAAAAAUUUCCUUCAGGGAGUAUUCCUAAAGGAUUCUGUUAUGGAAGAAUAUAUGAACAUAUAAUACUACUGCCAAAGUAUAUGAGAAAAAAAGUAAAACGUCGACGUCUGAUAGUGAAAGUGAAGACAAUUUGACAGACUUCAAUACUUCAAAACCGAUGGUGAAAGGACGUCAAUAUUUUGCCAGCGGCCAUGUAAAACAUAUUAAGAGCAUUGCAAAAGGUGAAUACUUUUUUGUCAAAUCAACUGUGAUGGCAUCAUACACUGAACAAAAGCUAUAUCAUGUGACUUUAACUUUAGGAUCUCCAUCUGGGAAAAUAUUGGAUGCCUCGUGUGAUUGUAAAGCUUCAGCAAUGGGACGAUGUAACCAUAUAGCUUCGUUAUUAUUUGCUUUGGAGGAUUACACAUUACAGUUUGGAUACGAUCCGGAUGCUUGCACUAGCAAGCUAUGUACAUGGAAUGUAGGACGGAAGGCUAAAAGGCAACCUCAGCCAUGUUAUUCCACAUCAUACAACAAAAAGUUAAAAGCAGAUAGGUACAGAAAUUAUAAUCCUUUGACUACUAAAUUGGAUGAAACUAAAUUUGCAAAUGAAUUUAUUGCUACAUUGCCAAAUUCUGGAUCAUUUUGUAUGUUUGACCAAAUAUUAGAAAUUGAAUAUAGUGAUUAUGUGGUUGACAUUAAAAAUUUAAAUGAAAGAACCAAUUAUUCUUUGAAUUUGAUCAAACAAGAUGCAUCUGAACCUUAUGAAGUCCCAAACACUGAUAGACAGGCUGAAUCUAUUAUGUGGCACAGCAGUCGCAAUUGUAGAAUAACUGCAUCUGUAGCAAAGGAAGUCAGUAGUGUUAAAAGCCCAAGGGCUAAAUAUAACCUUUUGGAGCGGAUUCUAUGGGGUAAAAAGCUUCCCCAAUUGAAAAGUUUAAAGUAUGGACAAGAAAAUGAAGAUAAUGCAUUUAUGCAAUAUGUUAAUCUGAGUAAGGGAAACAAUGAAACAACAAGAAAAAGUGGUUUCUGGAUAAAUCCCGAGUACCCUGAAUUAGGAUGUAGCCCAGAUGGACUAAUCUAUGAUGCUAACAAUAAUCUUAUUGGUGUUUUGGAAAUAAAAUGUCCAUUAGUAUUGAAAGACAAAGACCCAUUAUGUAUAGAGAGUCUAAAGCCGUGUCAACGAUUUAACUUGUGUUAUACAAUAGAAAAUGGUAUCCUGUCUUUGAAAAAAAAACCAUAAGUACUAUGCUCAGGUUCAAAUGCAAAUGGGACUUUGUAAUGUGAAAUUCUGUGAUUUUGUAAUUUGGUCUAGUGCAAAAACUUUGAUUCAGAGAAUCCAUUUUGAUGGAGAAUAUUGGCAUGAUCUCCGAGAUAAAUUAAUUUUAUUUCAUCAUAAAUGUAUGAUGCCGGAAUACCUAGAAAUGAGGAUUCCAAGAAAACUCUUGCCAGUAGAACUUUAAAUACAUGUAUAUAUUGCAAGUGUUCAUCAGUGCAAAUAUUCAUACAUGCACCUGCAAUUUAUAAUGAUAAAGAGUAAAAUAAAUAAUGUUAUUAUUUUCUAUGAGAUACACAUAUGAUAUAUCAAAUGUCUUGACUUCUUCAUUUACAUGUAUUUUUGUACAUAA